This is a messenger RNA of Olea europaea var. sylvestris, 668 nucleotides long. RefSeq lists its product as uncharacterized. The coding region runs from base 128 to 505 and encodes 125 amino acids. The record is from RefSeq and is a predicted model, not a curated record. Lineage: Eukaryota; Viridiplantae; Streptophyta; Magnoliopsida; Lamiales; Oleaceae. The transcript has a single exon.
CUUAUUGCCAACCUUGCCAUGUGCAGCACAUGGCUUCCAAUUCCAUUCCAAUCUGUACAAAUAAUUCACAAAUCAAUACAUAUCAAAACAGUCUUUCUUCAAAGUUCAAACAUUCUGUCAUUCAUAGAUGAACCCUGAGGGAUCCAAAACAACCAAGGCUACAACAAGCCUAUUGAUUUUCUCGAUUUCACUCUACAUCUUUGUGUCAUGGGUCGACACAACAAUCUAUUCUUCCGGGUAUUACAUGACGAUCUUACCACUUAUUGCUGUCUUCCUUCUUGCAGGAUUGAUCGUUUUCGCAGUCCGUACCACCAUUCUGACAUGGAUUACAGUGCUGGUGCUCCUAGCUUUUGCUGGGAAACGACGGCGAGUUCUUGUUAAGGAGGGAAGGAGGAUCACAUCAGAUGUUGCCAUGUACUUGGCCCAAGUAGUUCUUAAAGAGAGAAGCCUUGUUGCUGUUGCUUUUGCCACAGUUUUCAGCCUCAUGGCAAUGGCAAUUGGUUAAGAACAGAUAAUUUUGGAUGAAAUAUUCCUUCUUGUGAAUCUUGUCUGGUCUUUAAUCUUCUCGUAUCUCAAGUUUUUUUUUUUUUUUUUCCUUUGUUGUAUACUUUUGAAGUGUUUGGUAAAAUGCAAUGAUAACGUUGAACAGUGUUAAUGAAAAAAAUAAA